AUGAAUACAGAUUUCAACUCAAAAAUUUUGUUGCCAAGACAAAUAGCAGCUCAGAUGAAUCAAUUCACACCCAGCCAAAUACCUGGCAUUGUUGACAGUUUAACCGGGAAAUUUUUCGAAGAGCUUUAUGAGGUCAUAAAUGAGAGUAAAAAUUUUCUGACCACUUCAGCAAAAGAAAUUGAAGAACUUCAGUCUGAGAGUAACCUGAUCUCUUCAAUGCAAGAGAAAAUUAGUAGAGAGGCAAAAUCAUUGGUUAACUGUAGCGUUGGACUUAAAGAGGAGCUCGUCUUAGAAAGAAGCUUGUUAAAGAAAAUUAAUUUUGCAAAAAAUUCAGAAAGGAUGUAA
Blepharisma stoltei is the source of this 345-nucleotide messenger RNA. The record is from the annotation of a GenBank genome assembly. Lineage: Eukaryota; Ciliophora; Heterotrichea; Heterotrichida; Blepharismidae.